GCCCGACCCUGCUCAGCCCCUGCAGUCCCUGCAGCCCCUGCAGCCCGUUACUAACCCUGCAUCCCUGGAGCAGGGAGCGACCGUUAAUGGGGCACUGGGAAGGGUUUUGUCUGACAGGUUAAUUCCCACCCGGCUCCUGCUCCAUCUGCAAUGGGGCAUUAAUGCUGGACUCCAGCUGGAGGGGCAGGUCCUGCCUGCCCCACACACAUCCAAGCAGAUCCAGAGCCAAGCUCCUUCUGGCCGCGUGGCUGUGCCCUGGAGAGAGACCAGCUGGAUCUGAGAGCAGUCGGACCCUGUCUGCCAUUAGCCGGACAGACACCUGCCGGAGCAGUAACAGGAAAAGCCUGGUGGUGGGAACGCCGUCUCCAACCCUCUCACGGCCUCUCUCCCCGCUCUCUGUGCCGACAGCUGGGAGCAGCCCCUUGGAUAGCCCACGAAACUUCUCCACUGGCACGUCUGUCAACUUUCCCUUUGCUCGCAGUCAUGCUCCUCGGACUGACAGGGCUGAUGGCAGAAGGUGGUCACUGGCUUCGCUACCCUCGUCUGGCUAUGGGACUAACACCCCCAGUUCCACUGUCUCGUCGUCUUCAUCCUCUCAGGAGCGUCUGCACCAGUUACCAUACCAGCCCACCCUUGAUGAGCUGCAUUUCCUCUCUAAACAUUUCCGCAGCACAGAGAGUGUCACGGACGAGGAGGGGCGCCGUUCACCCUGCCUGCGGCCACGAUCCAGGAGCCUAAGCCCUGGACGAACAAGUGGAGCUUUUGAUAAUGAGAUUGUUAUGAUGAAUCACGUCUACAAGGAACGAUUCCCGAAGGCCACAGCGCAGAUGGAGGAGCGCCUGCAGGGGACCAUCACCAGCUGCUCGUCGAGCAGUAUGCUGCCCCUUGCUGAUGGCGUGCUGGGGUUCAUCCACCAUCAGAUCAUUGAGCUGGCCCGAGACUGUCUGGCCAAGUCCCAACAAGCUCUCAUCACUUCACGCUACUUCAUGGAGCUGCAGGAGAAACUGGAGAAAAUGCUCCACGAUGCCCAGGAGCGUUCAGAGAGUGAGGAAGUGAGGUUCAUUGACCAGCUGGUCAGGAAGUUGCUGCUAAUAAUAUCCCGCCCUGCCCGCCUUCUGGAGUGCUUGGAGUUUGAUCCUGAGGAAUUCUAUCAUCUUCUGGAAGCCGUGGAAGGACAUGCUAAAGUAGGCCAAGGAAUAAAAACUGAUAUUCCGCGGUACAUCAUCAGCCAGCUGGGGCUUGCCAAGGACCCUCUGGAGGAAAUGGUUCAGCUGGAUCAUUUUGAUAGUGGGAACACCAUGACCCCAGAGAAUGACGUCUCCCAUGAGACCCGGGCCUCAGCUGCCACUUCUCGGAGGAAACCCUGUGAGAGUGACUUUGAGACCAUCAAGCUGAUCAGCAAUGGGGCCUAUGGGGCCGUGUAUCUGGUGAGGCACAGGGAGACCAGGCAGCGUUUUGCUAUAAAAAAAAUUAACAAGCAAAACCUCAUUCUGCGGAACCAGAUCCAGCAGGUGUUUGUGGAGAGGGACAUCCUCACCUUUGCCGAGAACCCCUUUGUGGUCAGCAUGUUUUGCUCCUUUGAAACUAAAAGGCACCUGUGCAUGGUGAUGGAAUACGUGGAAGGUGGGGACUGUGCCACGCUACUGAAGAACAUGGGUCCUCUGCCAGUCGACAUGGCCCGGAUGUACUUUGCAGAGACUGUUCUAGCUCUGGAAUAUCUUCACAACUACGGGAUUGUGCACAGGGACCUGAAGCCUGACAAUUUGUUAAUCACUUCGAUGGGCCACAUCAAGCUAACAGACUUCGGCCUGUCAAAGAUUGGGCUGAUGAACAUGACCACAAACUUGUAUGAAGGGCACAUUGAGAAGGACACUCGGGAGUUCAUGGACAAGCAGGUGUGUGGCACUCCCGAAUACAUUGCGCCAGAAGUGAUCCUAAUACAAGGCUAUGGGAAGCCUGUCGACUGGUGGGCCAUGGGCAUCAUCCUAUAUGAGUUCCUCGUGGGCUGCGUCCCCUUCUUCGGAGACACCCCAGAAGAGCUCUUUGGGCAGGUGAUCAGCGAUGCCGUUAUGUGGCCUGAAGGCGAUGAAGCUCUUCCUGCUGAUGCUCAGGAUUUGAUCACGAGGUUGCUAAGGCACUGCCCACUGGAACGCUUAGGCACUGGUGGCGCCCAUGAGGUGAAGCAUCAUUCCUUCUUCCACAACCUGGACUGGAAUGGGCUGCUGCGGCAGAAGGCUGAAUUCAUUCCCCAGCUGGAGGCUGAGGAUGAUACCAGUUACUUUGACACUCGCUCUGAAAGGUACCGUCAUUUGGGCUCCGAGGAUGAGGAAACUAAUGAUGAGGAAUCAUCUGUGGAAAUCGGCCAGUUCUCAUCAUGCUCUCACCGCUUCAGCAAGGUUUAUAGCAGCUCUGAGUACCUGGCAGCUCACUCCAACUUGAGCUUCUCAUCCUCUGAGCACAGUCAGAGUGAGGACAAAGAGGACAAAACAGAGCGGUGGGACAGGAGCUCAGGAGACGAAGAGAAGAGCCGGCUGUCGGGCACAGAGACCAGGCUCCGAUCGUGGACGUCCUGCGGCUCAACGGCCUACUCCUCCCGGCAUGAGCGAAGCUGCAGCCCUGCCACCCUCACUAGCACCUUCAGCCUAGAGACCAUGCCAAAGUUUGCUUUCUCCUCCGAAGAGGAGAGCCCCUGCCCAGGCUCUGUAAAGGCUGAGAGACCGAUGUUUGUGCUGGGGGACCUUGAAGCAGGGGCAGGAGGAGCGGCAAAGUCCUCAGCAUUAUCAGCUGAUAUUGUCAGUCUGAACCGCGUCCGCCUGCGGAGCAACAGCACUGGCACCAAGAACUCCGCCCCAAGAGCCCUGGAGCCUGGGGUGGGCCGCAGGCUGGGGAGUCCGAAGAACGCUCCGGAGAAGCAGAGAGUGUCUUCAGGAAGCAGAGUGCCUAAAUCUGCUUCUGUCUCAGCCCUGUCCCUAAUCAUCACCUCAGAUGAUUCUGGCAGCGGAGCCCUCAUGAGCCCCAUCUCCCCACGCUCUCUCUCUUCCAACCCAUCCUCUCGGGACUCGUCCCCAAGCCGGGAUUCCUCCCUCAGCAUCACCAGCCUGCGUCCGCCCAUCAUCAUCCACAGCUCUGGAAAGAAAUAUGGCUUCACCCUGCGCGCCAUUCGUGUGUAUAUGGGGGACAGCGAUGUGUACACAGUGCAUCACAUGGUGUGGAGCGUGGAAGAUGGGAGCCCUGCCCAGGAAGCUGGGCUGAGAGCUGGGGAUCUCAUCACACAUGUGAAUGGAGAGUCUGUGCUAGGGUUAGUUCACAUGGAUGUUGUGGAGCUGCUGCUGAAGAGUGGCAACAAAGUAGCGCUGCGAACCACCGCCCUGGAGAACACAUCCAUCAAAAUUGGUCCUGCUCGGAAAAACAGUUCCAAGACCAGGAUGGCCAGAAGGAGUAAGAAAAGCAGGAAAAGGGACAGUCAGGACCGGAGAAAGUGCCUUUUCAAAAAGAUCUCCAAGCAAACGACUGUACUGCACACCAGCCGGAGCUUCUCAUCUGGCCUCCAUCACUCCCUGUCAUCAAGCGAGAGCCUUCCAGGAUCUCCCACACACAGUCUGUCACCUGGACCUACAACUCCCUGCCGCAGCCCUGCUCCAGAUCUCCCACUAGAUUCUGUCUCCCCACAGAGCACCUCCCCAUCCUCUAGCACCCCCACCUCUCCUGCAGGGCACAUCAGACCAAGCUCUCUUCAUGGGCUAGUGCCGAAGCUCAGUGGUCAGCGUUACAAGGUGGGGCGCCGCAAGUCCACCAGCAGCAUCCCCCCAUCUCCCCUUGCAUGUACUCCUUCUUCAGUCCCACAGCCACCUUCUCCUCAGAGGUCCCCAUCGCCACUACCAAGUUACACCAAAAACGUUCAUUCCUUCCAGGGCAAGACCCUGUCUCCCCCCACCAUUGUCAGGCAAGUGUCUCGGCCCAGGAGUGCCGAAGGCCCCAGGUCCCCUCUGCUAAAACGAGUCCAGUCUGCUGAGAAAAUAGCUACCUACCUAGCAGAAAAGAAAACCAUCAGCAGUCGGAAGCUCACACUGGAAAUGCCUCCAGGAGACGGGAUGGGGGAGUCUCUCAGGGAGCGGGAGACACCUAUCCAGGCGGGAGAGCUCUGUGCUAUGGCUUACCCAGGGACCCCCCGAAUGAGAGACUGGACAGGGGAAAGGCACGACCGCGACCAGGAGGUUGUUGUCAUGAGGAGGCUGAACCUGUCAGAGCGCAGGGACUCCUUUAAAAAGCAAGAAGCUGUCCAAGAAGUGAGUUUCGAUGAGCCAGAGCUGGUGCCUGUGAGUGAGGAUGGCACGAAAGCAGAGGCCAAGCUGGACAAGGAGCAUGCGCCAUGGAGACUUUCCCCUCAUGCAGCUUCCUGGGUGGAGACCAGACCAAGUUCAGCAUUUGGUAGCUCUUCAGAGCCCCCAAACCCAGAGCAGAUGCCUACUGUGGUGCCCCAGAUAGCAGUUCAAGGGUCAGAGAGCGAUGAACAGGAGACUAACACAGCUGAGUGGGAAUGCCAAGGGUCCUACCCUAUCCAGUUGAUGGCCAGGGUUUAUACUGAACAAAUGGAUGGAACUACAGCAGUGGAAUACAAGAGUGUCUCCUCCCAGUGUAGAGAGAACCAGGGGCAGAGAGAGCUCUGUGCGGGGCAAGAGCCCUCACCAGCUUCUGGGUCCCCGCAUAGGACAUGUUGUGGUAAGGGCAUGGUGGGCUCACCCCAGCUGAGCAAAGCGCCUCCAAGGCUGAAGUUGUGGGGGAGCUCAGGAAUGCAGGAGCAUGAGUGCACAGAAGCUGAGACGCCCAGCGCAAAUCAACAAAAGAUGCAUGAUCAAGCUCGUAAAAAAGUCAAGGAUGAGUAAUAGCCACACGUUUAGCAAAAGGAACUGCUAAAGGUGAACAGUCAACACAGUGACAGGGCAUCUUCAACUCUGCAUGAACUCCACAAGGGAUCAGCUUCCAGAAAAAGCAUAUCUGCGCUGGAGACUGGCACACCAUCCAGCUGCUGAGAUGUGCUCUUCAAAUUACAUACCUGCGUUUUGUGAGAGUAAAUGCACCUGAAAUAUUUUUAACAUCAGACCUGGCAGGGGUGGGGAAUAAUUUGACGAAUUUACUUACAAAAGGUUUUUGUACUAACUGGAAAGAUGUUAAUAUUUUUGUAGAGCUAAGGAAGCUGCUCUGUUGUGAUGGCGUUUCCUCAGCAGGACCUAAACCGUUGUAAAUAGAAAGGACUAGACGUGAAUCCUUAUAACUAAUUUAUUACCUUUAUAAGCUAAGAAGAGGCAUCUGAGGGCAUCUCAACUGACUUUUGUGCUAGGGGAAGCAUUACCGCUAUUUUGUAAAUGUUUAUAAUCCCACCUCUGAAAUGCACUAUAUGUUCUAUCAUUUCUAAGAACCAUUAGUUUUGCCCCUUUUGUUAUUGUCAGUUUCAAGAGGCAAGGCACAAAGAAAACAGUUAAGAGCCAAGCUUUAAAAUACCAUUUUUGGUAGGGAUAUGCACAGCAGGGUAUGUCUUGGUGCCUUAUCUUCAUACAGGUGUCUUAUUCUUCCCAGAAGAGCUGGUCUUCAUUGAAGGUAAAAGCAGUAACUUUAUGAUGAUGGGAUUCGUGUUCUGGAACAGACCAAUGGUCCAUCUAGUCCAGUACCCUACUCUUGCCAAUGCCAGAUAUCUCAGAAUUAGGCAUAAAUUUCCCUCUCCCCAAUAUGUUUAUUUGGGAAGAAUUUUUGCUUUGGUGUUUUAUGAUGCUCCUGGGCAGGGGACACGCGUGUGAUUGAUGCCCACCAGGAAUGUAUAAAUCAAGUAUUACAAAUCCCAGAAAAACCUUGUUGAACAGUUUCCAUAUCCUGGCCUUGUGCUGUCACUGGCAUUGAACAUUUCUCCCCCAGAAUGUUGUGUAUACAUUUCAAACACCAGCUCCUCUUUAGUGUGUGCGCUGAAUCAUUACUCUUCCACUACUUCUUCUUUGACAUGUUGACUUGGCCAAUUCUAGGACACAGUGGUACUGAUAAAGGGCAGCAAGGCCUCUGUGCACAUUUGCCAAGAUGGGAUUGAUUUUGAGAGUGAGAACUCCCUUGCUGUGUGUGGCCAGUUCCCAUUUAUGUUAAUUGAUGCUGCAUAUAAGCCAUGGUGUUUGGAGUAGAAAAUGAAUGUUUUAGUAACCUACAGAAGUUCCCUCCAGUUCUUUCCACAUUGUGGUUAUCUUUCUUGGGUGAUAAGAGAUUCAGAGCCUUCCAGUGUCGCUGCUAGCUCAGCCAGAGGGGUUUCUGCAGAGUGAGGUGAGCUGCUCCCUCCUAGGUGCUAAUUGUGUUUCCUCCCUACAGAGCAAGAGACUCUGCUGAGAAUCUUACCAUGUCUGCCUCAUGGUAAUGAGAAAAGGAGGACUUGUGGCACCUUAGAGACUAACAAAUUUAUUUGAGCAUGAGCUUUCAUGAGCUACAGCUCUCUUCAUCGGAUGCAUUCAGUGGAUCCGAUGAAGUGAGCUGUAGCUCACGAAAGCUUAUGCUCAAAUAAAUUUGUUAGUCUCUAAGGUGCCACAAGUCCUCCUUUUCUUUUUGCAGAUACAGACUAACAUGGCUGCUACUCUGAAACCUGUCAUGGUAAUGAGGAUCACCAGGCUGGCUCAUCAGGAGUGAUUUAAUCAUGUUAAUCUUAGUUGCAAGAGAUGGCGCUUGGGGAUCUCCUGGCAUUUGGUGAUUGAUCAAAAUUGCUAUUUAGCAGCUGAGGAAAUGGAGGGAUUUUUCACUUGAGGUGCUGCUGGCAAGGGGGGAUGCACCAAGGGAUUAGACUCCUUUAAAUCAUGUGACAGAGAUAUGUGAUGUGAUAUGUGGGCUAGAAUAUGUCUUAGUGUGUCAGUUUAUAAGACACUCCAGGAUUCCAUCUGUUGGAAUCAGAAGAUGACACCUAAGAAGCAGUUUGACAACAGCUAAAGAACCACAAAGCUGGGAUUAGCCUAUGAGCAAUAUCUAUCCUUCUCUUGUCGCAUUGUUAGGUCCUGUGUUCCCUGUCUUCAUGCACCUUCUAGUUCAAAUCAGAGGACUAGAUGUGAUGGGCAAGGAAAGUCUGGAUUGGCUGAUGUCGCUCGGUGCUUUCUACCUUUCCUUGAAUCUGCAGCAUGUGAGGACUGUCAUUGUUCAGCUCAAGGCCCUGUUGUAAAGUGUGAGCCUACAAACCCUGCCCACUGGCUUUACAUGCUGAAUAAGCGGCCAAGUGCAGGUUACCUCUUGGCACCAGAUAUCUAACCUUGUUUAACUGUUCCUGUUUUCCAGCUGCUCUUGGCUAGCCUGGUCCCAUUCAUAUUGUGCUCCCAUGUUAAAGGGAGACAAGAAAGACUAUAAAUUUGACUUGACAAGAAGCACCUUCUUAAGAUCUUUACUAUGAAUAGAACCAGGAAUGGAGGGAACAUUAAGAGAUUUCUUUAGAGGAACUUGCCGAUUUUUUCCACUUAAAAAAAAGACUUGAACAUCUCUCCUCCCAAUCCCUCAUUCAAACCUCGUCACCAACAAAGAUGAUGUAAUUAUUUAAUGUGUUCUCUACCCCAGGUAUGUCCUUUUCCUCUCUCCCAUAUAACCGUGCUCUCAAUGGCAACUCCUAGGAGUAGGGUAGGGCAGUACCACCUGCCAGCCUAGCUUUUCCAAACUGAAGCUCUCCUAACUCAUUUGGAAAGUGUAUAUUCUUUAAUAAAACACAAAUAGAAUGUAUCACUGGCUGUUUCUAUUGUGUCAGCCUUGUUCAGGGGCUAGAACAGGAACUCAGCCCUCAAACAGAAAAUACUAGUUGGGGUUUUGCAUGUUAUGCUGGGUUUCUAGUGUGGGGUUCUUUUUAUGACAUCUGGGCAGAUUAUGUGAGCUUUCAAGGACUCAGUGAUGCUCUGCUGGCACUUGUGCAUUCCUGCCACAUUAACAGCAUCUCAACAUUUGAAUAUUUAUAACUUCCAAUAUUAAACUUUUUAAAGGAAAAGAAAAAGUAGAAUUCUCGUGGUCUGACUUCCAAAGACUGUUUGAGCUUGGGCACACUCUUAAAUGUCCAUGCGAUGGUCAAUUUGUACUUUUAGACAUAUAGGCAAAACCUAGAUAGUUGUAGAGGUUUGUAAGAGUUUGUGUGAUCACCCCAUCUUGUAUCUCAUGCAUGAGAACUACAGCACUGUACUGCCUAUUCCUAUCCUCUGAAAGUAUUUGUUUUUUCAGGCUUUGUGUGAGCAAUAGGAUUGCCAAUGAAGAUGUAAUAAGUAGGCAAGCUAGGGGUUUGAUAGAUCUGUUAGACCUCAAAGCUCAUUCAGGGACCUGUGUGUCUGAACCAAAUGAAAAUUAGCUGAAGGGUUACUAAUUACUUAUGACUAUUUAGAAUGGGGGGAGAGAGAGGAACUUGUUUUCAGACUGCUUGUUUUAGACAAGAUUGAUUUUUAUAAUUGUAUAGAGGGUUUUUGUUUCUGUUUAAUGCUUUUUUUUCCUUGUAGAGAGAGAUUUAAAUAGUUCUGAGCCAAAAUAGAUUAAUCAGUUUGAUCAUCUUUUCUGAGAUGUUCCACAUGAGACAGAGUUGGUUAGGAAAAGCACAACUGGAAUUUAUCCAUCUGUUUCCCUCCUUCCCUGGGCCAGGUUUCAGAAUAUUCAUGCAAAUAUUAAGAGUUUUUGUUUAUUUUCAGUGAUUUGUGGUUUCUCUGCUGUAUUCUGCAUAAAGCUAAUUUCUAAAACCUUCCCCAGGAUGUGCUUUCAGAACAUACAGACAUUCCACAGAGGCUUCUGAGUGAACGGAGCAUUUAAUUAGAGCUCUACCUUUUUAUUAAAAAUGUAAUAAACUACACUGUGUUGUCUCAGUUGUCUUUAGUUGUAAUUUCUGAACUCCCUUUCCCUCUCGUGCUGGUGGAUUUUGUAUGAAGAGUCCCUCUGGCAUUUUCCAGCAUUUCUAAGGUUUUAUAUGAUGUAAAUGUUUACAUUUGAUAAUGCAUGUGUGUUUUUUCUAACUGCAGUGUUUGCAGAAACUGACACAGUGCAAGUAUUGGGCUUUUAUGUCAAAACACUUAUUUAUAUCCUUCCCUGUACAGUUUGUAUGGCGAUGAUAUCUAACCAUGUGUGCAAAGCUGUCAGAAUGGUAUUUUUUUAUUAUUAUUUGUAUAAUGCUAAUGUCUAUGCCAUUUUGUAGCACCAAUCCCACCGUAAAGUGAUUCCUUUUCCCACCCCAGACUUGAGAGUAACUGGUGAUGCUAGCUUUCUAUUUUGAUUGCUUAUUUAAGCAGAAUUUUUUUUUUUACGUUUGUGUGGCUGUUUUAAAUUGACUGCUUCUCCUGUGUUAAUCCUUGUAGUAGUUUACCCAGAAAACAAGCAAACAAUCAUGUUGGUGGCCAAGAGCAUGUAUUAAUUCCACAUCAUCAGCCUGUGGAGGCACAGAAGCACAUUCUGGUCUUGGGGUUUAGUGAACAAAAUGGUUCUUUGCUAGAAGACGAUGCAGAAUGAAGUGUUUUUGCUUCUGAAAUGAUGUUGCCAACAAUUACUCUCUGUUGUAAUCCUGUUUCUGCGGAAUCACUUGUUGUUUCCUUUUUAUUUUAUUUUUUUUAUUUUUUUUGCAUCUCUCUUAUUUAGGAUAGGCUUUCUGCUUGCUUCCUCUGCCUUCUCUAUUAACCACUCAGGAAGUUAGCAUUGUUGUUUUGAAAAAACCUAAAAAUGGACACCUCCUUUACACUGACCAGCUGUAAAAGGGGAUCAACAGGACAGUGGCUGAACUAGUAUUUAAGAAUAAAACUCUUGUUUCAGAAGUUGUAUUAAAAGGAUUUUUAUGGAAAAUGUCUUAAAAGUAAACAGGACUCUGUCUUCCUGUAUUGUACUGAACACUGGUCUUGGUAUGAAUCUAUUCAGAAAAAGUUUCAUGUUGUAAUAAAAUUGUUCCUUGAGAUGGAA
Molecule: messenger RNA, 9909 nt
Organism: Chelonia mydas (Green sea turtle)
Lineage: Eukaryota; Metazoa; Chordata; Testudines; Cheloniidae
Gene: MAST3
Product: microtubule associated serine/threonine kinase 3
Exons: 28
Coding region: 162-4883 (1573 amino acids)
Biological process (GO): peptidyl-serine phosphorylation; intracellular signal transduction
Molecular function (GO): protein serine/threonine kinase activity; ATP binding; protein binding
Source: RefSeq, a predicted model, not a curated record